GCCGCCCCGCCGCGCCGCCGCCCCCGCGGCCCCGGCCGGAGGAGACAGAUCAACCCGUCCCUCGAUGGGGAGCAACGGCGGACCCCCUUCCUGUGUCUCCUUCCCACCGCUCUGUAGCAGGACCAAUAACUUCAGCACCGCUUCGAUAACGAUGAUGGAGCUAGUAUUAACUGAAUGGCAAUUAUGGAUUUUUAACUCUAAUUCACAGUAAACCAGCAAGCCGUGUGCUUACAGUCCGACCAAACAUCCUUUCGUUUUGCUGCGCGCCUCGCCCGUUCGUGAGAAGCUGAGAGAUCUCUGUCUACACGGACGGAUAUAAGCACCGCUCGCCGGAGGAACACGACUGACGCGGAGAGAGAAGGCGCCCUCAUUUAUCCUUAACGAUCGAUACCUGAUAGUAUUCUCUAUAUAGGCGGAGGAAAUCCGUACACACGCAUAUAUCUAUGUUUCUGGUGGUAAUGAGAAUGGCCCCACAGAACGCCGACUCGGAGUCUAUGCAAGUCCAGGAGCUGCCCGUGGCCCUGCCGGACCUGCAGAAGCCGGGCAGUGCGGACGCCCAUGAGGAGACCAUCAGCGAGGGGUCCAUAGACCGGAUCCCUGUGCGCCUGUGGGUGAUGCACGGGGCCGUGAUGUUUGGCAGGGAGUUCUGUUACGCCAUGGAGACGGCGUUGGUCACACCGGUCCUCUUACAGAUUGGUCUGUCCCUCGGCGAUGUCCCCAGCCGCCAGCCCAUCGGCAUCGUCCUCACCGUGCUGGGGGUGGUCGUCCUGGACUUCAGUGCCGACGCGACCGAGGGCCCCAUCCGGGCCUACCUGCUGGACGUGGUGGACAGCGAGGAGCAGGACAUGGCCCUUAACAUCCACGCCUUCUCUGCCGGCCUCGGCGGGGCCAUCGGCUAUGUGCUGGGCGGGCUGGACUGGACCCAGACCUUCCUGGGCACCUGGUUCCGGACUCAGAACCAAGUGCUCUUCUUCUUCGCGGCCAUCAUCUUCGUGGUGUCGGUGGCCCUGCACCUGUUCAGCAUCGACGAGGAGCAGUACAGCCCCCAGCAAGAGCGGGCCGGGGAGGCGGCUGACGCGCUGCCCCCUGCCACCCGCGGGAGCGCACUGGACGGCGGCGCGGGGCUGUUCCCCGAGGAGGUGCGGUCGGAGCACGAGCUCGCGCUGGACUACCUGGGCGCGGGCAUGGUGCGGAGCAAGAGCGACUCGGUGCUGCACGUGCCCGACGCGGCGCUCGACCUGGAGCCCGAGCUGCCCUUCCUGCCCGACAUCGAGCCCUCCAUCUUCCACGACGGCUCGUACCCUGGCACCCCCCGCAGCACCAGCCAGGAGCUCGCCCGUGCCAGGCCUCCCUGCCUGGCCUCACUGCUCAGGGGAUCCGCGAAGGAGGGCGACGCGCUGCUCGAGAAUCACGCGCCCGAAGCCAAAGUCCCCAACGGCAGCGGCUCCCCGCCGACAGACGGCCCUGUGGGCUACACCAGGGUGGACGUGAGGCCCGUCGCCACCGCGUCCGGCUCCAUGAGGCGCCGCAGGCACAUGUUCCGCCGCCAGGCCUCCAGCACCUUCUCCUACUACGGCAAGAUCAGCUCCCACCGCUACCGCUACCGGCGGGCCAACGCCGUGGUCCUCAUCAAGCCGUCGCGCAGCAUGAGCGACCUGUAUGACCUGCAGAAGCGCCAGCGCUGCCGGCACCGCAACCAGAGCGGGGCCACGGCCUCCAGCGGGGACACGGAGAGCGAGGAGGGGGAGGGCGAGACCACUGUGCGGCUGCUGUGGCUGUCCAUGCUGAAGAUGCCCAGGGAGCUGGCGCGUCUGUGCCUCUGCCACCUGCUCACCUGGUUCUCCGUCAUCGCCGAGGCCGUCUUCUACACCGACUUCAUGGGUCAGGUCAUCUUCGACGGGGACCCCAAGGCUCCCUCCAACUCAACCGCCUGGCAGGCCUACAACGCGGGCAUGAAGAUGGGCUGCUGGGGCCUGGUGAUUUACGCGGCCACCGGCGCGAUCUGCUCAGCGCUGCUACAGAAGUAUCUGGACAACUACGAUCUGAGCAUCAGGGUCAUCUACGUGCUGGGGACGCUGGGCUUCUCCAUCGGCACGGCCGUGAUGGCCCUAUUCUCCAACGUCUAUGUGGCCAUGGUCAUGAUCAGCACCAUGGGUAUCGUCUCCAUGAGCAUCUCCUACUGCCCCUACGCCCUGCUCGGGCAGUACCACGACAUCAAGGAGUACGUCCACCACAGCCCCGGGAACUCCAAGCGCGGCUUCGGCAUAGACUGUGCCAUCCUGUCCUGCCAGGUGUACAUCUCCCAGAUCCUGGUGGCGUCUGCCCUCGGGGGCGUGGUCGAUGCCGUGGGGACCGUGCGCGUCAUCCCCAUGGUGGCCUCCGUGGGCUCUUUCCUGGGCUUCCUGACGGCCACGUUCCUCGUGAUCUACCCGGAGGUGUCGGAAGAGGCCAAGGAGGAGCAGGAGGGCCUGUCUAAUCGGCCACCGGGUGACGGCGGGGACGGCAGCCAGAAGCCCACCGUCUUGACCCUGUCCCGGAAGGAGGAGGGCCUGCAGGGGCUGGUGGAGACGGAGUCGAUGGUCUGAGCCUUGCCCCUGUGCGCACACAUUCCUGGGGUGGGGUGGGUUGGGGAUGGCGGGCGGGUUGGUCACUGUGGCUCUGGUGACGGCACAAAGCAGAGUUCCUUCACUACACGGGUGGGGGUGCGGUAGCUCUAGGGUAGGCCUGGGCCUCUGGGCAGAAACACCACACUGAUUACUUUUUCCACGAUUAAAAAAAUCAUUUGAAAUUUUUUUUUUUUUAAUUGAAAAGGAGCUUCUGAUUUCAACUGCUUAAUUUCGCAGGUAUAUUAUUCUGCAUGUUUUUAAAUCGUAAGGCAGAUUUACACUAGACACAAGCAAUCCAGAGAAAAAUAAGAUUUUCAUUUCCAAGGUCAUAAUUGAAAACCACAAGUCCGUGCUGUGGCUCGCCGCCUGCGGUCUGCGGAUUAAAGAGAGCAGCCGUGUGGCCAGUCCCUGGCCCUCUCUGCGCCCUCUGGGGGGCCUGCAGGUGUCAGAUCUCACGUUCUGUUGGUGCUGCCAUUAUUGGAGAGUAUUUUUAUCAUUAUUUUAGAAAAAAAAAAUUUUUUUUUCUCUCAACACUGGUUUUCUUAAGGAAACCAUGUUUUCUUUUCCUCAGAGAUUCUGAUGGCACCGGGGGCAGGCCCGCCUCUGGGCAGUGGGAAGUGGCAGCCGCACCCCCAUCCUGAACCUGUGCUGCCGGGAGGGCCCCAGGGCACCUGGGGGGCGGGACAGGGUCCACUGGGGGUGGCCUGCGGGGACGGCGGGCUGGGACGGGCACCUGCAGCCAGCAGCAUCCCAGGGAGCAGACAGGCCCCCUGCAGGUGCACGCCCAUGUCUGCGCCUGGACCCCCGACCUCGUCAUCUUUGUCCGGAGCUCCCCAGAGAGAUGGACUCUUUCGUUGCACUUUGACUCGUGUUUAAACCAUUUGUUGGGGAAAUCAUGAGGGCAGAGCUCCAGGUGCGGCCUCGGCCCCUGGGACCUGCCACCAGGCCUACCUCGGGUGCGUGGGACGCGGCCCCGGCCUCUUCUGACCUCUUCUGACCUCUCGGGCCUGCUGGGCCCACGCCGGAGUCGGGGCAGUGGCGAAGUGAUGUGAGUGCCUGGGACCUGAGGAUGGUCCCCUCCCCCGCAGGACCUGGUGCGGUCUCCGCUCUGAGCAUCUCAGCCAAACGCAGACUUGGGGGAAGGCACGCGGUCGAUAGACGCCGCAGCUGCUGGGGAAUGCUUUCCAGACCAUUCUCUCACGACUGAGCAGUGUCUGCUUUUCUCACUUGGAACGAUCGGUCUGAGCUUCCUGAUGUCACCUGGACACAGACGAUGGUCACACUUCGCUGCCUCAAGUUUUUUUUUUUUUU
Messenger RNA from Mustela erminea (ermine), 3917 nucleotides. It is a transcript of the gene SLC45A4, whose product is annotated as solute carrier family 45 member 4. NCBI's taxonomy places the organism in Eukaryota, Metazoa, Chordata, Mammalia, Carnivora, Mustelidae. Gene Ontology annotation, cellular component: membrane. The record is from RefSeq and is a predicted model, not a curated record. Gene Ontology annotation, biological process: transmembrane transport. The transcript has 7 exons. Gene Ontology annotation, molecular function: sucrose:proton symporter activity. The coding region runs from base 444 to 2585 and encodes 713 amino acids.